AUGGCGCCCACCAAAAAGUCCCCAUCAUCCUCCAAAACGCGUUCCUCGUCAUCUCAAGCGGGCCUGCAAAAAGUCAAAGGCGAAAACUUCUACCGCAAUGCGAAGGCGGUCGCCCGCCUCAAGAUGCUCAGCGGCGGCAAAGCCGUGCGUGACAAGGACGGAAAGAUUAUUCAGGCCGCUGCGUUUCAGAAGGGCGAGGACGAGACGAAGCCCGGGCGCGUGCAGCCCGACCGCAGGUGGUUCGGAAAUACGAGGGUCAUAUCGCAGACUGCGCUCGACCAUUUUCGUACGAGCCUCGCGGGGAAGCAGCAUGACCCGUACACCGUGCUCCUCCGUCGGAACAAGCUCCCCAUGGCGCUGCUCGACGACGCGGCGAAUCCGAACCUGCGAAAACGGUCACAUAUUGUAGAGACAGAGCCGUUCAAGGACACCUUUGGACCCAAGGCGCAGCGCAAGAAGCCCAGGCUGGACGUCGGGACGUUCGAAGAGCUUGGAAAGGUCGGUGAAACAGCGGAGGAAGAAGCCGCUCAGUCUGCAUCUGGCACCGCGGAGGGGACGUCAGACCCGCUCACUUCGGUAACGGCGGACUUCCAGCCGACACACGCGGACCUCAUCGAGCCCAUCUACGCCAAAGGAACGUCCCGCCGGAUAUACGGCGAGCUCUAUAAAGUCAUCGACUCGUCAGACGUGGUCCUGCACAUCCUUGAUGCGCGGGACCCAAUGGGCACACUCUGCGAAUCGGUGCUGGAGUACAUCAAAAAGGAGAAAGCACACAAGCAGGUCGUGUUGAUCAUCAACAAGUGCGACCUGGUCCCCAACUGGGUCACGGCUCGCUACAUCCAGCACCUCACGCCGCGAUACCCCACAUUGGCCUUCCACGCGUCACCGAACCACUCCUUCGGCAAGGGCUCGCUCAUCCAGCUCCUGCGCCAAUUCUCACAACUACACUCGGACAAGAAGCAGAUCUCGGUCGGGUUUAUUGGCUACCCGAACGUGGGUAAGAGCAGCGUCAUUAACACGCUCAAAAGCGGCAAGGUGUGCAACGUCGCGCCCAUCCCGGGAGAGACGAAAGUGUGGCAGUAUAUCACGCUAACGAAGCGUAUCUACCUGAUCGACUGCCCGGGCGUCGUCCCGACAUCCGCGAAGGACUCGCAGACCGCGACGGUGCUCAAGGGCGUCGUGCGUGUGGAGGCGCUCGCCUCGCCCUCGGAGCACAUCCCCGAGCUCAUGGCGCGCGUCAAGCCGAUCUACCUCUCGCGCACAUACGGCGUCCCGCUCCCAGAUCCCUCGGAUCCCGCGAGCGGGUGGGCGCCGGAGCAACUGCUCGACACCCUCGCGCGCAUGAAGGGCCGCCUGCUCAAGGGCGGGGAGCCCGAUUUGGAGGCGGUCGCGAAGAUCGUGCUCAGCGACUGGGUCCGCGGGCGCAUCCCGUUCUUUGUUCCUCCCCCAGAGCGCUCCGAGGAGCUCAACCAAGCGGAGGCGAAGAAGGCAAAGAAGGUGGAGGCGAAGGGGAAGGCGCCCGCGGGCGCUUCGAAGGAGGCGGUUGUGGGCGUGAAGCAGAACUUGGGCUCGAUUAUGCAGAAGAAUACGUUUGUAGGCGAUGAUGUCCGCCCGUUAGAACGGGAGGAGGACGGAGUUGUUGCGGAUGAGGAGGGGGUUGAGGUGGAUGAGGCGCAGUUAAGCGAUGAGGAAGAGGCUGGGGAAGAAGAAGAGACGUUGGACUGGAAUGAUGUCUUCAAGGGUGACAAUCACGUGGAUGCGAAAGAGGACGACGUGCCCACUGUAUUCAGCAAGUUAGAGGACGAUGAGAUCGAGGAUGCCUCGGCUUCCGAAGGAGCAGAAGCAGAAUCGGUCGACGACGCAGCUGAGCAGCCGAAGAAAGAAACUCGCAUGAAGACCAACAAGCGCAAAGCGACGAACUUUUAUUCCGCAACGAAUGUCAAGAACAAGAACCGUCAAAAAGCCACACUCAUGAAGUCACUGCAAGGCGGCGAGAGGGGAGAUGGUCGGAAACGGAGAAGGAAAACAUAG
Messenger RNA from Sparassis crispa, 2031 nucleotides. RefSeq names its product Nucleolar GTP-binding protein. Bases 1 to 2031 code for a protein of 676 amino acids. Gene Ontology annotation, cellular component: nucleolus. The record is from RefSeq and is a predicted model, not a curated record. The transcript is spliced from 8 exons. Gene Ontology annotation, molecular function: GTP binding. NCBI's taxonomy places the organism in Eukaryota, Fungi, Basidiomycota, Agaricomycetes, Polyporales, Sparassidaceae.